Molecule: messenger RNA, 1617 nt
Organism: Ictalurus punctatus (channel catfish)
Lineage: Eukaryota; Metazoa; Chordata; Actinopteri; Siluriformes; Ictaluridae
Gene: pdgfrl
Product: platelet-derived growth factor receptor-like
Exons: 6
Coding region: 135-1241 (368 amino acids)
Source: RefSeq, a predicted model, not a curated record
AGCAUUACCCUGUUUUUUGUGGAUGAUCAAUCCCACAGUGCAAUAGAGACAUUCGAUGUUUUUAGAGCUUUAGAUCUGCUGUCUGGCAUUCUUGUGAAACUGAACAAGCUCCUGUAUACCUGGAACUAUUCAUUAUGAAGCUCUGGGUACUUCUCUUAUUAUCAUUACUCCUCCUAGAGAUCCAAAAUGGUGUGAGUCAACAGACCAAGGGUAAGAAAGAUGCCAGUUUCAGACCAGGGCGAAAGCGGGUCAAGGGACGUAACCCCAAAGUAAAAGACAAAGAAGUAGGUGGAAAAGUUCAGUCCAUUCUCACUCAGGUUCUGGACAAAGGCCGCUUCCUUCGUCUCGGUGACCAUAUAAUCUUGAGUCCUGGAAAAACAUUGGAACUAAGGUGCAAAGGGACCAAGAUCGGCUGGGCAUACCCGUCUUACUUGGACACUUUUAAUGAUUCCCGUCUCAGCAUUACCCAGAAUGAGAAGUUUAGUCAGUUGACCCUGACAUCACCCUCUGCUGCUGAUACGGGAGAAUACAGCUGCUGGGUGAUACUCUGUGAUGGUGAUGAGUGUGAGAAGGACCCAGAUCACACCUCCACCACCUACAUAUACUUUACAGACAAAGAUGAGCUAUUUAUCCCAUCACCCAUCCACUUUGAGAUUGUGUUCCUGCGGCCUGAUAAACCUGCAACAGUGCCCUGCCGAGUCACGACCCCUAAGACCACAGUGUCCCUACACAGGGAAAUGCCUCCAGAGGAGAUACUGGCUGAUGGGAAUCUUAUCUCCUAUAACCCCACCAAAGGUUUUAUCCUGCAGAACCCCAGCCAUGAGCACAUGGGGGCCUUUUACUGCAAGGCUAGGAGCCCUACAAAAAACACCCCACAGGUCUCCACUAAGUACCAGCUGCUUUAUGUUGAAGUACCUAGUGGUCCUCCAUAUGCAACUAUUCAGGCCUCCUCAAAUGAAGUGAGUGGAGGGGACAUCUUUAACAUCACCUGCACUGUUCUGGGUGAACCUGAGAUGGAUGUUAAAUUCAAAUGGACCUAUCCAGGACAGGACCAGAGGCCUGUGAGUAUUCAGGACUCACGGAGGCUGAUAAACAGAGGUGUGGGCCAAAUCACUCGUAUUUCCGAGAGCGUCAUGAUCGUGGAUGAUGUGGAGACUAUUGAUUUUGGGAACUACAUAUGCACAGCAAAAAAUGACCAUGGAGAGACAUCUGUGGCCACAAAAGUGAACUCGUAUCAUUAGGCCAUUAGAUGGCACUCAAACUGGACUCUCUUUACACCUCUGGCAUCUUGCUGCUUGUUUGUAUUGAUGCCUUUGUGAGGGGAAAAAAAGACUGUUUUCACGGCAAUAGGGGAUAAAAUGAAAGAAUGUAUAAAGCACAAAUACCGUUUACUGGUUUCAUGCUAUUUUCAUAUUAUUUGCAAAUGCUUCAUAUCGUGAAAAUAGCUCCAGUGAAGGGUUGUAAGUGUUUACUCAGAUCUAUGCUUUUAAUAUUUAAAAAAAAAUAAUUUUUUUUAAAUGCUACAAUUAGUAUCUGUACUUCAAUAUUAACAUGGUCUUGCAUUGCUGGAAGUGAAAAUAAAAUAAACUGAUGGUGGAGCUUGUGGUGGAAAGUGUG